Mesorhabditis spiculigera is the source of this 843-nucleotide messenger RNA. The record is from the annotation of a GenBank genome assembly. Lineage: Eukaryota; Metazoa; Nematoda; Chromadorea; Rhabditida; Rhabditidae.
AUGGCGGCUUCGUCAAGGUCGUCCUCGACUCCUGGAGCUACCAACAAGACAAAACAUGCAUUGCCGGUGCAAACGCCAAAUUUUGUGCUCGGCAUGCUUAUUCAGGUUGCACGCCGUAUCCUUUUCGUGAAUGUUCGCCUGAAGGCUGCCGCGCACUUCCUCGGAGUGAUCCUACUGUCGAUUGUCUCUCACUAUGUAAUGACCACUGAUGAGCACCUGUUGGAGAUGAAAUUCAGCUACUUCAACCAGUACGGGGUGAAGCUAGGAUGGUUCUGGACGUGCGCUGUUGUCGGGCCAUAUAUUUGGUACAGUUCAAAGCUGCACCACAAAGACGGAGAUCGUGUGUGGGUCGACAUGCUGCGGCUGGGCAUGGCAACGCUGAUGUGGUACACACACCUCCAUGUAUUCCAUUGGAUUCGCGAGUCGACGUCACGAUGCGACAAGUCGGUUAGAUUCUCCAGGGAUGAAUGUUCUACCAAUGGUGGCGUGUGGAUACCAGGACACGACUUCUCCGGCCAUUGUUUUCUGCUCAUUUAUUCGAUCUUAAUCGUUAGCGAGGAGGCUUCCUCGUACCGACAGUGGCAGCAAUUGGACGCCGGUGUGGGACCGACCGCUAGGAAGCAGUUUGCAUUUGACAGCCUGAUCGCGCAGGUGUUCUUCGUGCUGAUGUGCGUGUUGCAUAUUUGCUGGGACUUUCAACUCUUGCGAUCCUGCAUCUACUAUCAUACAUUCUUGGACAAAUUUGUCGGCGCGGCGGGCGGCGUCUUCGCAUGGGCCUUCACGUACCGAUUUUUGUAUCCUAAUGGCUUCCUUUGUAUGCCCAUACAUCGAAGAAAAGCGGAC